This is a messenger RNA of Sphaerodactylus townsendi, 1504 nucleotides long. It is a transcript of the gene TRAPPC1, whose product is annotated as trafficking protein particle complex subunit 1. The coding region runs from base 161 to 598 and encodes 145 amino acids. Gene Ontology annotation, biological process: endoplasmic reticulum to Golgi vesicle-mediated transport. The record is from RefSeq and is a predicted model, not a curated record. Gene Ontology annotation, cellular component: TRAPP complex. Lineage: Eukaryota; Metazoa; Chordata; Lepidosauria; Squamata; Sphaerodactylidae. The transcript is spliced from 5 exons.
CCGGAGAAGUGAGGCGACGGGGUAGGCGGGACAAGCGUGCUGCCCCGAGCAAUCAGCGAGCGUUACGUCAUGAUGCUCCCGCCUUCUUUCGUCCGCCCGGAAGUAGGGCGCGUUUGCAGGAUCCUGGGCCGGGAGUGGUUGUCAUAGGGACGGGGGAGAGAUGACGGUGCACAGCCUAUACCUCUUUGAUCGCAAUGGUAUCUGCCUGCACUAUAGCGAGUGGAAUCGAAAGAAGCAAGCUGGUAUUUCCAAAGAGGAGGAGUUUAAGCUGAUGUACGGCAUGCUCUUUUCCAUCCGCUCUUUUGUGAGCAAGAUGAGCCCGCUGGAUAUGAAGGAAGGCUUUCUCUCCUUCCAGACAAGCAAAUACAAGCUCCACUAUUAUGAGACUCCCACCGGGCUCAAGGUGGUGAUGAACACGGACUUGGGGGUUGGCAAUAUCCGGGACGUGCUGCACCAGAUCUACAGCUAUAUCUACGUGGAGUACGUGGUCAAGAACCCCCUGUGCAACUUGAACGAGCCGAUCCAGAGCGAGCUCUUCCGCAGCAAGCUGGACACCUUCGUCCGCAGCCUGCCGUUCUUCUCUGCUCGGGCCGGCUAACAGUUCUGCCCUUCUGCGCUCCCAAGGACAGCUCCCGCCACGAGGCUCAAAGACUGCGGUCAGAUGGUGAAGGGGGCCAGCCUCUCCACAGGACGGUGCCCCCUCUGGACAGCAGCUCCCCCACAAUGCAACUGCUCCCUGGGCCAACAAGCCCCGUUUGUACAACUUCCAGGGAGGGCAGCUCUCUCCCCACCCCAACUCCCAAAGUGGAUAUUUUGGCUCAGCAUCUGUCGUGCUUGUGACCCAGACAGCCGCUCUCUGUUUGCUGGGGUUGUUGCUUCCCCUCUUACCCACAGUCUUUUCCCAGUCCAGAUUUGUUUCUUCCUGUUUCUAGAGGUUUUCUUUUCUUUUUUUUGCUGCAUUCCCUCCCCCCUCCCUCCCUCCCCCCUUCUAUUUAUAGCCAGGCCCUUCUGCUUUUCCAGUUCAGCGCUCUCACCCAGCCUGACCAGACAUUUCGUGCCUGUGGGGGGCUGCUCGGACACGAAGGGAUGCGGCGGCCGCGGCCCCGUCCUCGCCGAACAGAUCUUGCGAAAAGCUGGGCUGGCCGCCGGGCUCCCAAUUUCCAUCCCUGAAGUUUAGGAACAAUUUGCCCCUUGUUUAUUGAGACUGGCUUGCGUGAAUUAAAUGGCCGCGAUGCAUCUGGAAUCUUCGAGCGGCCUUUGAUCGGCCUUGCGUAAUCGUGGUCUCCUGGAGGGAGAGGGUGUGGCUACCGAUUUUGCCAAGAUCUGCCAAGAAGCCAGCUGAGCGGUUGCCCCGGGGGCCUCUUCUGGCUUGCAAGGACUGGAACCACCCCGGCCAUGCCUCCCCCUCACACACACACACACACCCCGGCAUCGCUUAGCAGUCCUUGCGCUGAGAGGUGCACGUAGCGCAAAGCUGUGUCAGUAAACUAGAAAUCCAAAGCUA